CCUCGUGUACAAAAGGCCCCCGAACCGUACCCUCUCUUCCCCUUAUCGCCUCUUUACACUCUCCUUUCUCGAUCCCCAAAUUAACAUCGAAAUCGAUCUCUGAUUUUCUUCUAAUUUCUUCCUCUAAUCUGUAAAUCACGUAAAUAUCUUGUCAAUUCUCGUUCUUCUCGUUCGUUCCAUCUCUCUUUCUAUACCAGCCGUUGAUUUUUCGCGUUUCUAGGGUUAGGGUUCUUCGAUCUCCUCGAUCGAGCCCCUUUUGUCCCUCGGUAUCUGCUGGAUUUUAGUUUUCUCUUCGAUUUAUGUUGAUUUCCUUCUUUGAUUUGGUCCAAUUUUGUCCGAUUGUUCUCGAUUCGUUUUCUUUUUAGGCUUUAGAUUCGCUCGCUUCGUUAGGGUUCGUCUGUUUCUGUAAAUUUUUGAGGGUUUUGGUUAUCAACGUUGCGGCGUGGUUGUUUCGAGGAGUUUUGCACCGUGAUUGUUUCGUUUCCUUGGCGAAUUGGGAAUUUAGGGUUAGGGUUUCUUUAUAAAUUUAGGGCUUCCCCCAGUAGUCAAAUUAAUAAGGGUAAUCGUCUCUUUCUAUCGUGAAAUUAAUUUUAGUGUCUAAUUAAGUGCUAUUCCUAUCUCAAUUAAGGGUUCUAGGGCUUUUAAUUUGUCCCCGGUUUUUUUCAGCUCCUUUUCAGUAGUUAAAAGUUUCAGUUCAACUCAAUUUAGAGGUUGUAAAUGGGAUUUAAGCGUCCUUUUGAUGAUGAGGAGCUGCAGGAACUUCCUUUCAAGAAUCUGAGACAGUUUGACUAUAGCAACAAGAUGACUCAGUUUGCUGAUACUUUUCCUCGUAGUAAUACUCCUCAGAAACCUCAUAUUUCAGAAGUUGAGGAUGGAUUUCGUAAAUACCAAUGGGAUGAAGUAUUUGAAACUGAUGCUCUUAAUGAUGUUACACAUUUCAUUGACAAGGAUUUUGAGACUAGUGCUCCCUUGUCUUUGGUCACGAGCCCUUCUAGUGAGGAAGAUACAGGUACUGGGGCAGCAGCUAUUUUACCUGUUUCUCCAGAAUAUUUUGACUUUGAUUUGCCUCGAAGAACAUUUGCUCCUGUUGAGGAUGCCUAUUCUUUAUUUUUGGAUCGGUCUCCUCGAAGACAAGUUCUGCUUGGACCAAAUCAUCAAGCCAAUGUUCCAUCGUGGGGUAGGCACGUAAAGAAGUAUGAGUUUGCUCAGAGUGAUGCAUCAGACAGCACUGAUAAUGACAAAGAAGACAUGAUGAUGGGGACAUGUGUCAUUCCAAUGCCUGAGUCAUAUUUGUCUGCUAACAACAGUGGCAAAGUUGGUGCUGGCAGAACUGACUGUAGCUGCCUGGAUAGGGGCUCUUUGAGAUGUGUGCAACAGCAUGUCAUGGAGGCACGGGAAAGACUACGAAAAUCCCUUGGGCAUGAAAAAUUUGUGAAGUUGGGGUUUUAUGACAUGGGAGAGGAUGUAGCAUAUAAAUGGAGUGAAGAAGAUGAAGAGAUAUUUCGUGAGGUUGUUUACUCAAAUCCUUCAUCAUUAGGUAAGAAGUUUUGGAAGGACCUGUCAGUGGUGUUCCCAUCACGAUCCAAGAGGGAGCUUGUCAGCUAUUAUUUCAAUGUCUUCAUCCUUCAGAGACGAGCUGUUCAGAAUAGAUCCAGUAUGCUGGACAUUGACAGUGAUGAUGAUGAAUGGCAUGGAAGUCAACAGGCUUAUGAAGUUCAAGAUUCAGAUGAAGAUGAAGACUCAGCUAUUGAGUCUCUUGCUGAUCAGGAAGAUGUGGCUAAUCGUGAAGGGGAGUGUCUUCAAGAUGAUGAUGAUGAUGAUGAUGAAAGUGAUGUUGGAGAUGGUAGCUGUGCUCUGACAAGAGAGGAUUAUGGUGUAAAUCAUUUGUUAGAAGGACAUGUUGCCAAGUCAUUUGAUGAGAGCAGGUUUGAUCCCUGUUUUCAACAAACAAACAAGGUUUCGGGAAUAGGGGAGGAUUUAAAUGUUCAAGAUGACUCAUGCAUGUCUUUUGAGUUUCAGCCAAACAUGGUUGACUCUCUUAGUGUGAUUGACACAAAGGCCAAUUCACAUGUUAAUGGAGUGAAGACUGACAAUUGUUUGCGGGGUAGAUUAGAUGGGUCUAGUGAUCUGGCUCACCAUGUGUAUUUAUUUGAUUCUUGUGAUACGAAAAUCUGGGACACAAGGUAUCCUACUGCUCCAACAAAAGGUAUUGAUCUCCAGCCCACAUGCAACAUUAUUGAAGAGAUUUUUGGACAAGAUACUCGGGACAACAAGACGAGAAUUGAAUGAGCAUCAGAUAGUGUCUCUUCGGAAAGUCCUGAACCACUCCCUGAGGGAGGGCUAAGAUUUUGGUUUUUGACCUCUUUUUUUUACUUUUUUUCCCUGUAAAUCCAUUUUUCCAAUGUAUUUUGCUGCAGCAUGUUAAAAGAGCUCUUAAUGGGAUCUUUCUGCUUUUGUAAAUUGCACAGCAGUACAACACUCUUACCUCUUCUUUAGGGUCCAAGGUAGUCUUUUCUUGGAUUUUGGGGCUGAAAAUUGUUUGAAUCUUUCUGUGGAUAAGUAACUCAGAUCGAAUGGCAUUGACUUGUAUACAGAUACUGCUGAUAGCUUAUACCUGGCUUUUGUAUAGAUUUAUUAACCAAACAAUACAUUUAUGAGAGGCUUUCAUGUUC
Messenger RNA from Theobroma cacao (cacao), 2672 nucleotides. Its product is annotated as ELM2 domain protein. NCBI's taxonomy places the organism in Eukaryota, Viridiplantae, Streptophyta, Magnoliopsida, Malvales, Malvaceae. The record is from RefSeq and is a predicted model, not a curated record.